UCCAUGGUGAGCGUCCCCCAACCCGCCGAGGGUUGACACAGCACAGUUACUAAGUCAACAGAAUUCAGAAACCACGACCGGAUUAAGCAGGCGGUUUUAUUUUGGUGCCCUGGACUUCAAGCAGAUUAACUAAUCAAAAAGCCCGAGCCACCGGGGUCAUGUCUGAAUGCUACAGCUGUUCGCCGAGUUGACAAACGUCCUCUCUGUGGCUCGUCAUCUGAAUGGGACAGGCAGCGAUGAUCUUGGGGAGGUCGACACUUUCAGAAAGGAGAGGGGCGCAGUCCAAAGACCCCGUAAUGGAAAACAAUCCCAGCCAGAUGGAGACAGGGAGAGGACUGCUUGAAUAAGGGUCUCCUGAAAGCCACCACUGUUUCUGCAUUGAAGAAAGCACAAGCAGGCAGCAGGAAAAGCGGAUGAAAAGCUGGACUGCGAGUUGGCCAUGCUCUCGGCAUGUUGAUCUGCUAAUUAAUAGAAGGGCUGCGGGUUCAACACGGACGCCUGUCGUCAUGAAAGGUGAGCUGCUCCUGCUCUCCAGUGUGGUUUUCCUGCUCCGGGUGGCUUGCGGCUGCCCUGAGGAGUGCCGUUGUCAAGCGUCCUUGAAUUCUGUAGACUGCAGCCGCCAGGGUCUGGCUGAAAUCCCUCCCGAUCUGCCUCCUCAGACUCUAACGCUGCAUUUACAAGAUAACCAGAUACACCAGCUCUCCGCUUCUGCAUUUAGGUCAGUGCCACAGCUCACGACCUUGAACUUGGGCAACAAUUCACUUUCCAUCCUGGCCCCCGGAGCUUUCCAUGGACUUCAGCACUUGCGGGUCUUAAACCUGACCCGGAACUCCCUACAUUCCUUGGAAAGUGGACUUUUCCAUUCCCUCCCUCAGCUGAGGGAGCUUGAUGUGUCCUCCAACAACAUCAGCCACCUUCCAGCCUCCUUGGGUGAGCGCUGGGAGAACCUAACCCUGUUUGCGGUCCAACAAAACCAGCUUCAGCAGCUGGAUCGGGUGCUCCUAGAAUCCAUGUCCAGCGUGAAGCGCCUCUUUCUCAAGGACAACCUCUGGAAAUGCAACUGCCACUUGCUGGGUCUCAAACUCUGGUUGGAGAAAUUUAUUUAUAAAGGGGGAGUCAUGGACAGUGUCGUCUGUGUGUCACCAGACACCUGGAAGGGAAAGGACCUCCUUAAAAUCCCUCACGAGCUGUACCAGCCCUGCCUUUCGCCCUCUCCAGAUCUGGAGUCCUGGCAGGGGCAGCUGCUGGGUCCUGCCCAGCAGGCUGUCCUGAGGUCUCCUGAGAGCCACAGUGUGGAGGAGCAAGACCAGUCAGAGUGUGAGCUCAAACCCAAGCCCAGGCCCACCAAUCUGCGUCGCGCCUUGGUCACUGUCAUCAUCGCCGGGGUUUUGUCCGGGAUCCUGUGUCUCAUGAUGCUGGUGGCCACCAUCUAUGGCUGCACCUAUGCAGCUAUUACAGCCCAUUACCGGGAGGCACCCUUGGAUCAAACCCUCGAGCCUGCGAAGACGGAAGGAAAAGAGCUGCUUGACAGCCCACCGGCUUGAGCGCUUUCGUCUCAAGUAGGAAUAAUCACUUUAGGCCAGAAGAUAGUCUCUGAGGAGGGCUGGUAUGUCCACUGUUCCUGCCUCAUUUUGCUCUUUCCAAAAGAAAACAAAAAGGAUGUGUCUUUAAAAAAUAUUUCGGAGAAGAAAUUUAUGUUGAGAUUAAAAAAAAAUACUGUAGAUGAACUAGAAAUGAUACUUGUGUUCUGUGCCUGAGAAGUUUAUUAGACUUAUUCUAUGUGGGAGAAGGCCAGGCACAGAGGAAGGGGAGCUACCAUCUCUUUAAGGUCCUCUUCCCUGCAGGAAGUUGCUUUUACAGAGCACAGAAACGCAAGCACGUGUGCCAUUGGCAUUCCUAGGAGCUUUACGGUCCAUUGGAAAACUGCCCAAUUGUGAGCGCCUGGGAAGAGGCUGGUGAUCUUACCCAAGGGGCACCAAAUGCCUCUAUAAUUCAAGUUCAUGCUAGAUUGGUGAUACUUUUAGAUGUUGUGUAUGUUACAUAUUUAAUGGGAGCGUCUGUUGGUUGGGAAUUUUGUAGCCUGCCACAAGAGUCAGAUUAUAUUUAAUUUUCUAAAUUAGAAAACCAUUUGGGGCUUUCUAGGCCACAGAGGAAGAAGAGGGUUUCAUGUCUGCGUAAUGGGACUCGGGCCCAGGGCCUGGAGAAGGUUUAAGAUGCGAGGGUAAAUAACAUAUAAACAAACACAAAGAAGACGGGGAGCCGGAAUCCGGGGCACAUCUCAUUGGAAGGCCAUAUCCACCAGGCGAGUGGAACCUUCCAUUUGUAACUCACAGCAGGAAUGAAUUUAGGGUGGGCUGAGAGCGAGGGAAGGGCUUGUGUGUAUCUGCAUCCACACCAGAGCGCACAAGUGCGCAGACUUGGACAGCCACACCCACGCGUAAACACACGCGGAGCAAUCAGUUUACCCACUAAUGAAACGCAGCCGCGGACGGGUGGGAGCCAGCAGCUAUUGACCACCACCCAGAUUGUCUACUCAACACUCCAGGAGAGGAAGGAAGAAGGAAGUCUGAAGAGAGUGGGAAUUAUCAAGGGACUGGAGAUAUGUGGCAGCAGCCACCCUGAACAGCAUGUAGGCCGCGGUUUAAAACAAUCAGGUGGGGCUUGCUUUACUGCACAGACACGGUCCUGAAGAGUUGCAUGCAAAGUGAAUUUCUGUAAAUUGAAUCAUCAUUUUAAUGCAGUAGGGGAGCUCGCUAUUUAAAGGAACCUUUCAUGGAAUCUUACUGUAAUGACAAUAAUGAGCUCCAGAUUUAUGCAUUUUGUAAAUUUGCAUUUUCUCAUGCCAGGUUUUCUUAAAGUGGAAUCUACCUGCUCUCUCUCAUGAUGGCCUGUCUCAUACUUAGUCACCUGUUAGUAUUAAAAAGAAAUCACUUUACACAGAAGAGUGAAAGACACAUCAAAAACACACAAUAGCAACUAGAGAGCAAGCUAUCCCUCCAGAGACCUUGACAGACAUUGCUAAUCAAUCCCAGCACUCUUCCCAGCUGAGCCUCCAUGCACCACAGAUGCCUUCUUAAGACAGCACUGUAGGCAACCAGAACUAAUCAAUUGAAGUUGGUUCAAAGGAUAAAAUACAUUUGCCAUUCAGGGUCCUGGCUCUACAUUCACUCCUUCGGGCCAUGGAAAAAUUGUUUUCAGUCCUAAAUCAGUAGUCCAUUCCCUGACCUGAAAUGUGAAUGGGAGGUCUGAACAUGCAGGAGUGGUGACUUGUCUGAUGUGGCCAGAGCUCUACCCAGCAGCAUAAGGAGCUGAGGAAAGCAGACGAUGAACCUACCACAGCCUACCCUGCAGGACACACACCAACCUGUCCCUAAUCAUCACGGAGGCCAUCUACCUACCCCUGCCCACAGUGAAGCUUCACAGCGAGUGUGGGCUUCACGCACACCCACAAUCUAAUGAUGGACCAUCUUUUCGAAGCAGCAAUUUUGCUAAAUGAUUUUUCUGGGGGAAAAGUAUAAACUUCGAUGUUAAUUUUCCUGAAUAUUAAAAUAAACCUGGAUAUGUUAAAGAGUGGAUUGAAAAAUUAACAAGGAUUUUAAGAUCAAAAAGAGAAAGCCCAGAGAAAGCCAGCUGUUCCACCCUAGUCCUGGUGCCUCCUUCCGGCUCUGUUGGCAAGGCUGAGCAUCCGGUUGAAGGAUGUAGUGAAAAAAAUCUUCCUUUCUCUUGCCCUGGACUUCGAGUCCUUGGACAAGAAAGCAAUAUGAGAAAGGAAAUUUAGAUGAUCCUUUUUCAUGUCGUCCCCAUUUCACCAAAUGUUUCCAGAGCUUGCACUAUGUACCCGGCAUAGUGCGAGGCGUUCUCCUGAGCAUCUGUCAUGUAAUCCUGGCAACCACCCUGGGAGAUACUUGAACAGAUAUUACAUAAGCUGGGAUCUACUGAGGCCAAUAAUCCAUUUCCUCUCACUGCUGUGAUUUCAGACUGUCAGCACACAGGGCUCUGCCAGAGGUUUGGUGAUACUGCAGCAGCCGUGUCCCCUGUCCACAGCGAUCGCAUGGAAAGCAUCCAAUACACCACAGAAAACCCUGAACGUGGCUAGAGCCCUCACUCGUCAACACCCAUGUCCUAUUAGAUUUCUAAGUACAGAUGAUAACUCAGGCAAACAGAUCCCUGCUUUAUAAACAGUCUUUAAGAAAAAUGAUUAAAAUGGUGCAUACGUAUAGUCAGAUUUCUAUCUCUUGCCUACAAUCACCACAAACGGCAGUUGGCAAUGAAAAUAAUUACUUACCCUGAAAUGUCAACAGCUUCUCAGCACAGAAAAAUAUAAAUCAAAUUGUUUAGAUUAACAAAUGCAGAGUUAUCAUUUGUUAAUAUGAGAAAUGAAAUGUUUUAACCGUAAAAAACAUCGCAGAUGAAAGACCCAAUUUGCAGGGUAUUCUGCGAGAACCACAAAUUAUCUUUUGCAACCACUACAGCGCAUGAGGGGUAAUUUGCAAACGCCUCACAGAUUACUUUCAGCUGUCUAUUGCCGCUGUCUUGUCAUAUUCAUAGAUUCCCCUAUAAAGAUGGCCUUCCAUCAAGAGUCUUGCUGAGGGUACACUGUGAACAAAAAGCACGUUGAGUGUUGACUGUUUCUGAGAAAACCAUCUACAAUAGAAUUUUUUUCACCAUAUUUAGUGGAACAGUAUGAUUAUAGACUGGCGAUUUUUGCUUUGCCAGAAAUCACAGAUUCAUAAGAGCAGGACCCAAAGAUGCUUGUAGCUCUCUGAAGUGAGGCCAACAGAAGGGAUUAUGAAGAAUGCACCCUGUCAUAGAGAUUAUGGAGAAAGUAGACCAAGUAUCAAAUCUAUACCGGAAAAGCUUUCAAAAUUAAGGCAAAGGUCCCUGUCCCUGGCAGGCAGAAUCCUGUGCUUGCAAUGAUAACACGCCAAUGGACAAAUGGAGGUUUUCUCUUUCCUUAUAAAAAUGGAAGACUGAAAAGUGAUGCACAGCAUCUCCUAAAGAUUCAUGAAGAUCAAAUCUCAUUACUUGAGUUAACCAAGUUACCCCAGAAAUAAGACACUCUUAUCUUAAAUCCUAAAUAACAAAGGAAGUGGCUAAAUCCAUAUAAAAUAAUUGAUCUGGAGCACACAUUAAUACAAUUAUAGAACAGUUAGAAAGCUAUAACGUUCUGUUGCAUAUCAGGAAAUAAAUGUUUCCAGUCUGGUCAAACCCA
Myotis brandtii (Brandt's bat) is the source of this 5212-nucleotide messenger RNA. RefSeq names its product leucine-rich repeats and transmembrane domains 1 (gene LRTM1). The coding region runs from base 414 to 1544 and encodes 376 amino acids. Gene Ontology annotation, molecular function: protein binding. The record is from RefSeq and is a predicted model, not a curated record. Gene Ontology annotation, cellular component: extracellular matrix. The transcript is spliced from 3 exons. NCBI's taxonomy places the organism in Eukaryota, Metazoa, Chordata, Mammalia, Chiroptera, Vespertilionidae.